Molecule: messenger RNA, 1548 nt
Organism: Didymodactylos carnosus
Lineage: Eukaryota; Metazoa; Rotifera; Eurotatoria; Philodinida; Philodinidae
Source: the annotation of a GenBank genome assembly
AUGACUGUUAAUAGUCCUCCUGAUGAACUUUAUGAAGAAUUAUUUGCCGAUGUUCAGUUAGCACGAAUAUUUCCUGAUUCAAAAACGUUUCCUGAUUGUAUUCCGUUACGUUCGCCAAGUGACAUCCUCGCCUCUUACAGACAAAUACGUGAUACACCGGAAUUUAAUUUAAAAACGUUUGUUAAAAAUAAUUUUAAUGAGCCGGAAUCAUUCAAUUUAGUACUCGAUAAUGAUGGUCAAUCAUGGACAAUCGUUGAACAUUGCCAAGCACUUUGGUCAUAUUUAACACGCAAUGCCCAUUUAAUGACCAAUGAUCCAUCUCUUCUACCAGUACCAAAUGAUUUUGUUGUACCCGGUGGACGUUUUAGAGAAUUUUAUUAUUGGGAUUCAUAUUUCAUCAUGUUGGGUUUGAAAGAGUCAGAUUAUGUUAACUUGAUUUCAAAUAUGGUUAGCAAUUUUGCAUAUUUAAUGCGUACUCAUGGACAUAUUCCAAAUGGGAAUAGAAAUUAUUAUCUUGGUCGUUCUCAACCGCCAUUCUUUUCAUUUAUGGUCGAAUUGUUAGAUUCACUACUGACAGAUCAAAAUAUUCUUGUCGAUUAUUUACCAGAAUUAGAAAUAGAAUAUGAGUUUUGGAUGGAUGGUAGCGCCGAUCUAACAUCUUCGUCGCAAAGUCAUCGUCGAGUUGUUCGAAUGACAGAUGGCACUCUAUUAAAUCGUUUUUAUGAUGAUAUACCAAAACCGAGACCGGAAGCCUUUUACGAAGAUUAUCAUACGGCACACUCAUCCACUUCAGAAAGAAAUGAAAGUGAUAUCUAUGUAAAUAUCCGAGCAGCAGCUGAAUCUGGUUGGGAUUUUAGUUCUCGUUGGUUAGUAAAUGCAGGUGAUUUAUCCACAAUUUAUACGACAGACAUAAUUCCCGUUGAUUUAAAUUGUUUAAUGUUUAAUUUGGAACGAGUAUUAGCAUCUGCUUAUGAAAAAAAAUUCGAUCGAUCAAUGUCACAACAUUAUCGUCAAUUAGCACAAAAACGUAAAACAGCUAUUCAGACAUACUUUUGGUCAAAAGAACACGAUUAUUUUAUGGACUAUGAUUUUCGAUUAAACCAGCCAACAAAAUCUAUGACAUUAGCUGGUGUUUACCCAUUGUGGACAGAGUUAGCAACUGAGGAACAAGCCAGUGCCGUGAUGGAUAAAAUUGAACGUCUCUUUCUCAAAGAUGGUGGUCUUGUCACAACCAUAAAUGAAAAAAGUCAUCAACAAUGGGAUUUUCCAAACGGCUGGGCUCCUCUACAAUACAUCACCUAUAAAGGUAUACUCAAUUAUAGUCCCCGAUCACCAUUAGUGAAAAAAAUAAUUGAUCAAUGGAUGAUGUUAAACGAGAAAGUUUUUAAUGAAACGAGAAAAAUGGUGGAAAAAUAUGAUGUUGUAAAUACGAAUGCAGAAGCGGGUGGAGGAGAAUAUAAGACACAAGAUGGAUUUGGAUGGACAAAUGGUGUUUAUUUGGAAAUGUUGAAAGAUAGAAAAAACCUCAUGCGAAAGUCUCAUUUUUAA